CAUUAUUAUAUAAUAGAUACUCGGAAAAAAUUAAUAAACUCACCGAUCACAUAUAUCAAAUUGGAAUAAAUGCAACUAAGCUCUCUGAAGAUGACUUUAAUGUCAUUAAUCACGGUGAUUUUCACGUGAACAAUAUACUGUUCAAAUAUGACAAUGAUGGCAAACCCAUUGAUUCUAUUUUUGUAGAUUUUCAAUUGAGCGUAUACGCAUCACCGGCAGUCGAUCUUUUAUAUUUUUUCAAUACAAGACUUUUCUUGGAUGUUAGUGAAAACAAGAGAGAUAUUCUGUUAAACGAAUAUCUCAGUACUUUGUCGGUAAUUAUGAAACAAUUGAACUGCAAGACGCAGCCGCCUACCAUGGAGGAACUGAAGGCUAUCCUAAAGCAAAGGGCUGGUUAUGGAAUGAUAACAUCCAUUACGAUUUUACCGAGACUGUGUAAGACUGAAGUGGAAAAUUUAGAUGAGACGAUGGACACUGAUAUAUGGAUUAAUCCAGGUUUAAAGAGCGAGAAUUAUAAGAAAAUAAUGAUAAAGAGAAUUCCACUAU
Wasmannia auropunctata (little fire ant) is the source of this 546-nucleotide messenger RNA. RefSeq lists its product as uncharacterized. Lineage: Eukaryota; Metazoa; Arthropoda; Insecta; Hymenoptera; Formicidae. The annotation marks the transcript as partial. The record is from RefSeq and is a predicted model, not a curated record. The transcript has 2 exons.